CUCGCGAUUUCUCUCUUUUCUCUCUCUAGCGAAACCGACUCCCCCCCUUCAUAUCCCUCUCGCUCUUGCUCUUCAAAGCCUUUCCACAUAACAGUGAAGCCAAAUCCCUAACGCCAAACACGAACCAAGCAAACCUACAUCUCCUUAUCUUCCUCCCAAACCCUAGAGUUUUACAGGAUUCGUCAUGAAGGGCGGUAAAUCCAAGGCGGCUCCUAAAAAGGCCGAUUCUAAGUUGAAGACCAAAAGUGCUGGAGCUAGUAAGAAAUCGGCGAAGGCUGCGAAGGAUCCUAACAAGCCGAAGAGGCCUGCUAGUGCUUUUUUCGUUUUCAUGGAGGAGUUUAGGAAGCAGUACAAAAAGGAGCAUCCUAACAACAAAUCUGUGGCCGCUGUUGGGAAGGCUGGCGGUGAUAAAUGGAGGUCAUUGUCAGACGCCGUAAGUUAUUGGAAAUCGAUAUUGUUACUCCNGUGGUGGUAUCAGGUAAUUGAGAAGUGA
Cucurbita pepo subsp. pepo (vegetable marrow) is the source of this 493-nucleotide messenger RNA. NCBI's taxonomy places the organism in Eukaryota, Viridiplantae, Streptophyta, Magnoliopsida, Cucurbitales, Cucurbitaceae. The record is from RefSeq and is a predicted model, not a curated record.